Stereum hirsutum FP-91666 SS1 is the source of this 978-nucleotide messenger RNA. RefSeq lists its product as uncharacterized. The record is from RefSeq and is a predicted model, not a curated record. NCBI's taxonomy places the organism in Eukaryota, Fungi, Basidiomycota, Agaricomycetes, Russulales, Stereaceae. Bases 1 to 978 code for a protein of 325 amino acids. The transcript has a single exon.
AUGUCUGGUAAGAUCAACCCUCUCAGCGUCGACUUCAUGCUCAUUUGUUCCUUAGAAGUCUCUCAAUCGUUGAUAUUAGCUGGACUUCCGGUCAACGAAUCCCACUAUGCUAUCCUAGAUUGUAUGUCUAUCAAGGACAUCAUCCUAAUGUCCAAAAUUUCUCCGGUAACGAAGGACAUCGUCGAUGAGUACCUCCAGUCACGAUGGCAUCGUCAUCUCAGGAGAUACGUGAAGCAGCCGCACCUCUUCCGCGUUAUCCUCAGGCGUACUCGUUCUGUCAUAUCCGGGUCUUCUGCCCUCCACUUCGUCUUACCAGGUCCAAAACACUGGACUCCAAAUGACUGCGACGUAUACACACCAUCUGGGAAAGGUUCCCAUGUCAUCAAAUAUCUCUGCGACCAUGAAGGAUUCGAGACAUCGUCCACUUAUACUACCAACUCCGGAAGGUCUGCACAUUACGGGACCGUAAAAUCCUGCAUCGCCUCCGUGACGAAGCUAACGAAGACCGGGAGUAACAAAAGGAUCGAUGUGAUAGAGAGUGCAACCUCAUCCUCUAUUCACCCCUUGGCGUACUUCUGGUGCACCCUUCUUCCCAACUACAUUUCUGCGGACUCCAUUUGCAUUCCUUUCCCUGCGCACGCAUUGCACGGACGUGGCUGCCGUAACGAAGAAGCAGCUACUGACGAGCUGGAACAAAAAUACAAGUUCCGUGGUUUUACCAUCUCUUCGUUCCUAUCCAACAUGGAGACGGUUGUCGACUCCUACCCUCGCAUAAAGAACAACUGUGCCGCCAACCCAUACUGUCCGCAUAUGAAUCGCUCUUUCGGGGACAAGUGGUGUCUCCAAAUCGUUUUCGACGAGAGCUUGGCCGAAGGAAACGCGGUAGACACACUCACUCCUCAGUGGAGAUAUGGCGGAGGACAGUGUGGUAUGUGCAGGGCGAGCACCAAGCAGGAGGUGAAACUCAUUGUUCGAUAG